Molecule: messenger RNA, 6272 nt
Organism: Portunus trituberculatus (swimming crab)
Lineage: Eukaryota; Metazoa; Arthropoda; Malacostraca; Decapoda; Portunidae
Biological process (GO): positive regulation of DNA-templated transcription
Cellular component (GO): nucleoplasm; chromatin
Molecular function (GO): protein binding; ubiquitin-protein transferase activity; zinc ion binding
Source: RefSeq, a predicted model, not a curated record
AGAGAGAGAGAGAGAGAGAGAGAGAGAGAGAGAGAGAGAGAGAGGGACGAAAGUUUUAGCAGCAUCUUUCCCAUCCAUGAAAACCUAGAAUCUCGAUUUUCGCGAAAACAAGUGAACAAAAGACUAAGAAAAGAUUAACGGAGAAAAAAAGUUAUUUACUGGGCUGGAAAGGAGAUGAAGCGGAGGAGGAAAGUAAACAGGGAGAGGAGAGGAGGGAAAGGGAUAAAGGAGAGGAAACAUUAGAUGAUAUGAAAGCUCGCCUUUGUUCAAGUGUAGUUUAUCAUCGUGAACCGUAAAGUUUUUUCCUCCUGAAGGUGAAAGAGGCGAGCGGCAACUCUAUAGUGGCAGCACCAAGAUGCUGCAAGGAAUGUGGCAAAAACUGGGGCACUGGAAGUAGUUUACCGCCGCUUCCAAUGGAACAGAAGGAGAAUCGUUACUCUCGCGCAGUGCUGCCGUGUGCUCGCGCUGAAAAUACGAUUCAACAUGGCGUAGACAAGGACGAAAGGAUAUAAAUCAUGGCGCACUGAAGACCGGCGCCUCUAAGAGAGAAAAGGAAGGUACCGGGUGUUCAGGUCAUCAUCAUGCUAUCCAAAGUAUUCCGGCUGGAAAAGAAAAGCCGAGAUGAUCGGGCGACGUCCCCGCGACCCGCCUCUUCUGGAGACAAACGGCCCAACUACGUCCCGCUUCAACAGGCCACCCUCCUGCAGGGCAAAAAGCGGACCACAGUGCAGCACGACGCCCAGGCGGAGGCAAUGGAACAGGAGCUUGACCUGCUGGAGCUGGUGUGUCGCAGUGACAGCUUGCACCGCCGCCUGGACGAACUGCAGGCCAAAUACGAGAAGAUGGACGACGGGAUGGAGAGUUUGACAGUGCAGCGCGAGGUGACGGUGGGCCAGGACAUCCCGGCGAAGAGGCUUGUUGGAUUCAGGGUCUCUAGAUCCUUCGAAGAACCUGAAUGCAAGAAACCCAACUUUCUUCAGAGAAUCUUUGGGCACCGUCUCUCCAAAAGCAAGGAUGACCUCCUCAAUCUGGAUCCUCCGCGCUUCUCAGCUUUAGACACACGUCCUCUGCAGCGCACCCACUUGGCGCCCCCGCAGUUGCCAAUGCGGGAACGACGCUCCGCAAGUGAGGAUAUGCUCUCCUAUAUAGAGCGGAGGCCGGAGAAGAGACAAACAUGGGGCUCCGAAGUGUGGGAACGGAACACACCGAAGUUUCAGUGCCCGGCACCACCUCCGCCACCGCCGCCUCCACCCGCCUUGGAAGAAGACAUGCCAAAGGUUGGCGCUCUCAAGCGGAAACGCGUCAUAAGGAUCCAUAAACUCCACGCAAUGCCCAGAAUAUCUACGAUGGGAUCCACCGAGUCAUGCAGUGACUCCACUGACUCAGACAGAGAAGGGCGGGGACGAGGCAGCGGUAGUUAUGGCAAGAUGCGUGAAGCUUUUUCUGGAAACCAUCUGGACUCUCGCUCCGCCCCGAGGUGGGGAUCUGCCUCGGGAAGUCCUGGUGAUAACACCAUCAGGUCAAAAAGUGCUGAUGGGGCGGUCCGGGCCCCUGAGAAAGAUACAGAAAUCUGGAAAUAUGAUCCUGUGCUUGCUGGGAUGAAGCGUACUCCUGGCGAGGGAAGGGAGGCGGCGCCCAACCUGGCACUGCAGAGGCGACGAGAGGCCUUCGCCAAGGACAAAAGAAAUACUGAAGUGAUAGAGCCUUGUGAGCGACCGAUUCGAAAAGCUACUCGUGCGACAUCCUUUGAAGAGUGUCUGGGAGUGAGAGAGGGACCCGUGAGGCGGUGCCCCGCCAGAAUCAGUGAACAUGAGGAGCAGCUGUGCGUGACCCUUUCCUCCCAGGCGUCCCCGGGGAGCGAACAAAAGAUCAAAUCUAUUCUCAAGAACUCCGAGCGGUUUGAAGGAGAAAAGCCUGAGAGGCCCAAGACGGAUCCGCCGACUGCCCUCACAAGGAGUGACAGUUCCAAGGAGGUGCUGCUCACGCACACACCUGACCUCGUGCGGCGCCACCAGCGAAGCCCAAGCUCCCCGGGAGUCAGCACCCGUGCGUUCAGUCCAAUCAAGGUCCUCAGGACACAAGCUUCCCUGGAAGGCUCCAAGGUGAGACACUCCCCGCAGAGGCAGCUUCUCCCGCACGUCCAUCGCAGAAGCCCCUUGGCCAAGGCCUUCAGCACAGAAGAGGGCCCCAAGUGCCCGCCACUUUACAAGGCAAGAAACCAAGACAUGGUGUGCGAGGUGCCAUUUUGUUCUCAGCAGUUUGGGCAACAACAACUGCAGCAGCACCACCACCAAAAGCAACAACUACAGCAGCAGCAGCAGCAGCAGCAGCAGCAGCAACAACAACAACAACAACAACAACAACAACAACAACAACAACAGCAGCAGCAGCAGCAGACACAGCAGCAACAGCAACAACAACAACAACAACAACAACAACAGCAGCAACAGCAACAACAACAACAACAACAACAACAACAACUGAAGCAUCAGCUGCAACAGCAACAGCAGCGUGCCAAAAGUUCAAGUUGUCAAGACAUUCCAAGCAAACUUCCCACCACAGCGUCCAUCAAGGAGCUGGACCACUUCCUGUCAGCCAUCAUUGACAAUCUGGAGGCUCAGCUCCACCAGUCCGGAGGCAGCGCGGCCUUUGGUUCGCGCCAGAUCUCCCUGGAAGACUCAAGGAGAAGAAAGAAAAAGAAGAAAAUGGAGGAAGAGGUAGAUCUUGUCGGUAAACAAAAGGAAUCAAAAUCAGAGGAUGGGAAUGAGCAACAACAAAAGCAAAAGAAACAGGAACAAAGCCAAAAACAACAAGAACAGCAGCAGGAACCUCAACAACAACAACAACAACAACUGCAGCAGCAGCAGCAGGAGGAGAAGUUCGAGUUUGUGCCGAUGAAGAGUGGAGGGAUGAGCGAGUGUGGAGCGUGCGGGCGGCGCUGGGUGGAGCCUCGCCUUCUGCCUUGUCUCCACACCCUUUGUACGCCCUGCCUACAUACCCGAGCUACGCAGAUCACGCCGCCUGCCACCGCAUCCACCGCCACCGCCACCUCCAGGAACGAGCAGGCCACCCCGACCCCAGGCAGCAGGUGCGGCUCCAGGUCCUCGCAGGAACAUGAAAUUACUGCUGCCUCAUCGACCCCCAUCGCCAGCCCCACCCCGUCCCUGGCCCCUGAGGCUGACCCUGGGGAGAGAGCAGCCCCUUUGUGCAAUGGGAGCGUUACCACCACCAACGGAGCGAACUUCAGGGAUGAGAGACUGCCGACCUCCAUCACCUCACCCACCUCCCCAGAUCUCUAUGAAAGGUCCACAAUGUCGCCUCAGGAAAGCCAAGAGGCGCACGAGUCUGCCUCGAGAGAGCUGGACUCAGUCAUCGAGCUUCUGACGCAGCUGUCACCCACCUCGUGUAGCACUAGCCCCGUGCCCAAGCUGACCCUCACGCCCACACCCAGCGACGCCCCUGCCCAGCACGCCGCCAUGCAGGAUGAUGUGAUGUUGUCCCCGUCGAGCACUCUGGUCAGGUGCUCCUCCAGAACCAAGUCGAGUGGCAGGUCAUCCAGCUGUGACAGUAAAGGUCGGUCGGUGUGGGUGUUGUGGUGCCCCGAGUGUGGUUACGAGGCCGAGGUUCCUCCCGGGGGCGUGGAGUGCUUCCCUCUCAACUACGUCCUUCAGAAGCAGCUGGUCCUCGAAGCGCUCAACUCCUCCAGCACCAUCAUCUAUUGUGAUCUCUGCCAGGACGAGGUGGUGGCCGAGGAGCGUUGCGACACCUGCCCCGCCAACCUGUGUCACCUGUGCAGCAACUCCCACUCCCGCCAGCGACGCACCGCCCAUCACAAGGUGCUCUCCCUCCAGGAAGCGAGAAUUCACGGCAUCCGGGAGGUGGCCCACACUCUGGUCUGCUCCACCCACGGCGAGGGAGAGGUUGGGUGGUGGUGCCGCGGGUGUCAGGAGCCUCUGUGCGCAGCCUGUCUGGCCACCCUUCACUGUGGCCACCAGACCUCCACCGUGGAGCAGGCAGCGCCUCAAACCCGCAAGAACCUCUCCGACCUCCUGGAGCAGGCCACGGAAAGGAUGGGGGAGCUGCUCACCACAGUGGAGGACCUGACGAGUAGCGCCACGCGGGUGCAGCAGCGCGGCCACACCGUCAGUGAUCAGGUCAACACCUUCAUAGACGACUACAUCCUGGCACUGGAGGAGCACCGCCACACACUCCUCAAGCAGGUGCGGCAGGCGUGCGAACGAUCCCAGCGGAGCAUCGUCAUGGAGUCUCAGAAGGCGGGGCAGACGGCGGCGUGGCUGAGACAAGGCUGCGAUCUCACACACGACCUGCUGCACCACGCCGGCCACGCGGAGGUCCUCGCCCUGGCGCCGCUCCUCACACACAGACUCCAGACUCUAUUAAAGGAGAAAGUGGAGGGUUGGUCACAGUGGGAGAAACUGGACUUGCUACGUGAGCAUCGUGCUGGGAGAGUGCGAGGCCACAGACUGCAGGGUGUGAUCGCAGAUUCACCCGCACAUCCUGCCCAGUCCAGACUCAAGCCCUUGUGCGAGGUGGGCAGCGUCAGUGGGGCGCGGGUGGUGGCACUGCUUGUGGCUCGUGACCAGGACGGGCAGCCCAUCACCCACGGCGGGGAGACAGUGGCCGCCUCCUUCCUCACAGCUGACGCCUCCUCCACACUGUGUGGGUGCUCCGUGCGGGACCGCGAGGAUGGCUCCUACGAGAUCGUGUUUAGCCCUCCUGUGGCAGGAAGCGGCGUCCUGCACGUCACCUUGCAGGGAGAGCAUGUCAUGGGAAGCCCGCUGGAUAUAACCGUGAAGUCAGCCAAUGGGAGUGUCGGCGGCAGCAGCACCACCACUACCACUACCACCACCACAACCACUACAGCGAGCCCGGUGGAAGGAGGCCGGGAGGUGAGCGGAGGAGGAGGAGGAGGGGCAAGGGAGGGAUCAGGCGGGCCUCGGCAGCACACUGGUGUGUACCACUGCUGUGCCUUCUGCUCCAGCGGUGGGGACAAGAGCGCCACCUGUGCCUGCGGGGCAGCCAUUCACGGUUACAUGGGGUGCGGCCACAACCACAAGGGCCACCCGGGACAGAAGCACUGGUCCUGCUGUGCCCAGACGAGUCCCACGGCGGCGUGCACCAGACCGCUCUCCCAGUACUACCAGGUGACACUGUAACGCUCCACAGACGUGCUAUUCUUCAGUGCUUAACUCUGCAGUGUUUGGAGGAGUCUGCCUGUCACACCAACCGGCUACUUAAUAUUUAUGUCCUUCACCAUCAGUUGUGUAAAAUGGAUUCGAUUCAACUUGGCGUAUUUAUGAAACCCGAUCUCCUCAUACCUGCGUCCCCCAAGCACAGGCGGUGACGUGUGCUCGGAAGGACAGUAUGUUACAAAAGGACUGCUUGGUUUCAAUCUUUUGUGUCGUCUUUGUGAUUCAUCGGUUCCCGUGAUUUGUGUUAGUUCCAAUCAUUAUGAAUGUGGUGGACCCAAGCAGUGUGUUGUAGGCGUGUGUGUGCCGCUGAAGAACACGCUCACUCGGCCGGUGUUCUCGUCAAGCGGCAACCUUCAUGUAAGAGUAUCGGACAAUAACCACUCGUGUCACCUUUAAAACAACGUGUGGCAACCCUGCACUCAGAGAAAGCGUCGUGAUACAGUCUGACUUCUGUGGUGCUGUGGUCGCCUCUCGACGUGUUAAAGGAUUACGUCUUGAAGUGUUUAUCACUGUCGUGGAUCAUCCCUCUUCCCAUUUCAAGAGCUGAUUGCGGCUCCUUGGGCUGGCGUGGUCUCGAGCCAGACGGCUGGCCCUCUGUGCCUCUCUGUCGGUGUUGUGGCUUCAAGAUAAUAUUCAACAUUGAUGGAGAUAUAUUUUCGUUUAAUUUCCAGAGCCAAAGUACCAGAAUGUAUUUUGAUAUGAAACAACUGUAAGGAAAUGCUCAAUUCAGUAUACGCGGUGACUUGUUCGGAGGAGUGACUCAGCUCCACGCGCGACCACCUCACUGGUCACUGGUUUGCCGCACUCGCCGACCAACAGAAUUGGCCUGCUCCAAAUAUUCUGCCGAGCACCAGCCGCCACCCACUGAAUUCGGGGUGGUCAGGAUGCCACCGCCACCGUGAUGGUUGCGGCGAGGCGGUGGGCGACUCGCAGGCCAUCGGAAGUUGCUGGACAGGCUGACACAAUUCCAUUUCCUUUAUUUUUUCACGUGACGUAUUAAUUAUGAAUGUAUAUUGAAAGCUAUAUCUGUUUCAUGAUGAGUAAGAACGUUUACAUCAA